Messenger RNA from Scedosporium apiospermum, 1740 nucleotides. Its product is annotated as Major facilitator superfamily transporter. NCBI's taxonomy places the organism in Eukaryota, Fungi, Ascomycota, Sordariomycetes, Microascales, Microascaceae. Gene Ontology annotation, molecular function: transmembrane transporter activity. The record is from RefSeq and is a predicted model, not a curated record. The coding region runs from base 1 to 1740 and encodes 579 amino acids. Gene Ontology annotation, biological process: transmembrane transport. The transcript is spliced from 5 exons.
AUGACUUCGCGGGAUAGCAGAAACUGGCCCCUACCGAGUAGUGUCACAAGUGCCACGACUGGGGACACUGACUCGGGAGAGAAGAGCAAUUAUAUAGUGGAAGAGGCAGCCGAGACGCAGGUCGUCGGCACUACAAGACUAUAUGAGAAUGGAGAGCUACGAUUUAUACCUAUGCCAACUCCAGAUCCCAAAGAUCCGUUGAAUCUCCCUACUUGGAGAAAGUGGUUUGCGAUUGGGACCUUAUGCUUCUUUGGCUCACUCGGACUCUCUGCCGAAAUAAUUAUCGGUUCACUUCUCCCCGUCUUCCUCCUCGAGUAUUCCGGAGUAGACCCACGAAUCCUGAACAAAAUCGAUUUCGUAGCGUCGAGCGGCGGCCAAAGUCUCAACGUUAAUCCGAUGUCCGUUGUACCACCAGGCGUCCAACCUGUGCCGAUUGGCAAGGUUGCACUACUGGCAACGAUUCCCUUCCUAGGAAACGGCAUCGCCAGUUAUUUCUUAGUCCCGCUCUCAAUAGCAAUAGGCCGCCGACCUGUUUUGCUCUUCGCUGCGAUAUGCGCCUGGGCCGGUGGACUAUGGGCAGGAUUCAGCACUUCGCUGGAGAUGCAUAUAGCGGCGAGGAGUGUCCAGGGCUUGGGCGUUGGCGCUGUCGAAGCUCUUAUUCCCCUUAUUGUGCAGGACAUGGUGUUCAUCCACCAACGUAACAGGGCAAUGUCGGUGGUGGUAUCAAGCCAGGGUAUCAUUAUCAUCGCCCUCGGGAUCGCUGCACCAUAUAUCGCGGCGAACUACACAUGGAGGUGGCUCUAUUUCAUCACUUCCGGACUGGGAAUACUGGCCUGGAUCCUAUUAAUUGUCGGCUUACCGGAGACGAGGUGGAAGCGAUCCAAGGAGGAGCUGAGCGGUGCCAGAGUAUAUCCCAUCCGCGAAGGAGAGAAGCGGCCAGAUCUCGACCCCGAUUAUUACGGCAGCAGAACGCUCUGGACCGAGUUCGGCUUGUUCCAGUUUGGUCUUGAUUUCAAGGGCGCAGGGCUGUCGAUGCUUAACACCGUCCGAACCACCUUCUUCCCGGCAGUUCUCUGGUGUGUGCUGGCGAACAGCGUUUUCGUCAUCACGAACCAAGCCACACAACAGAUUUCUUCUUUUGCCCUGCUUGCUCAGGGUUGGCAAUUCCAGUACACGGGACUAUCCGUCAUCCCCUUCUUCGCAGCUACUAUCAUGGUGUUCAUCCUCGGAGGGCCGGUUGCAGAUAAGGUAUCGAAUUCCGUGUCGAAAUGGAAUGGCGGCGCUCGGGAAGCCGAACAUCACCUGGCGAAUCUGAUAUUCCCCUUUGUCUCUGGGGUCGCGGGGUGUUUCAUUUUUGGCACUGCAGGCGACAACAAUUGGCAUUGGGGAGUUCUCCUGACGGGCUCAUUCCUAAUCAUCUUUGGUUUCUUGUCGACUAUGACGAUCCUGAACGUGUUCAUCGUUGAAUGUUAUCCAAUGUGGGCAGGACCCGUGCUAGUAAACGUCUCAUCCCUAAGAUUGAUAAUCGCAUUCUUCCUCGCGUCCCAGGCUACAGUCUGGAUAUCGCAGCGCGGUCUAUUGUCAACAUUCGCGAUCUACGCAGAGGCUAUGCUCGUCCUCUCUCUCGGCAUACCAGGGCUCUUCUUCUUCGGCAAGAGGAUCCGACAAUGGACGGCGGGUAAGGUGUACGGAAUCCGCGCCGAGAAGCGAAAGGAGACUGCGACGCCGUCUACUGUUUAA